UAUGUCCACCAGACAGAUACUAAGCAAAGCAAGAUUUUUGGGAAUUGCGAAUCUUGUUAUUUGUGUGUUGUGUGAUGUAAAUCGCGAUUCUCUCUCAUUCUCAAGAAAAUAUCUCAACAGUUUACGAGUCAGUUUACGAAAAAAUAAAAUUAGCGACAAAAAUUUGGUGCAGUAAAUAAAUCGAGAUGAGUGAUAAAGGAACAAACAAAGAAGAAAAAAAACCUAUAAUUAUUAAAAAUGCUACGGACCUUCAAAGACUCAAAUUAGAUAAACUUAUGAAAAACCCCGAAAAACCUGUUGUUAUACCGGAGCCACCAAAACAGAAAUCUCUUCCUUCAGCGCCAGAUUUCGUGCGCAAUGUAAUGGGAUCAAGUGCUGGCGCGGGAUCUGGAGAAUUUCACGUAUAUCGGCAUUUACGAAGAAAAGAAUAUGCAAGACAAAAAUUUAUACAAGAGAAAAGUGAGAAGGAAAAGCUAGAUGAAGAAUACCACAAAAAAAUAGAAGAAAACAGAAGGAUAGCAGAAGAAAAAACGGCAAAGAAGAGAGCUAAAAGAUUGAAAAAAAAGAAUAAAGCAAAACCGAAGGGGAAAAGGCCAAAAACUGACAACAGUCAACAAGUUGCUUCUUCACAAUCUGAUGACAGUGAUGAUGAUGAUAAAUCUGUGGAUGGUGAAGACAAUAAAACUACAGAACAAGAAUCUAGUAAUAAUAUAAUAAAGAAAAAUGAAAAUCCAUAGCAAAAAAAAA
This is a messenger RNA of Plodia interpunctella (Indianmeal moth), 747 nucleotides long. RefSeq lists its product as uncharacterized. Gene Ontology annotation, molecular function: protein kinase binding; protein kinase inhibitor activity; double-stranded RNA binding. The transcript is spliced from 3 exons. Gene Ontology annotation, cellular component: nucleolus. NCBI's taxonomy places the organism in Eukaryota, Metazoa, Arthropoda, Insecta, Lepidoptera, Pyralidae. The coding region runs from base 186 to 737 and encodes 183 amino acids. Gene Ontology annotation, biological process: negative regulation of protein kinase activity. The record is from RefSeq and is a predicted model, not a curated record.